UGCAAAUGAGAUGGUGAUAAAAUAUGCUAAUUCCAAGAUGUGGCUCGAGUUGAGAGCAAUAAACGGAUCAAAGGUAACCAAAUCAUCUUGAUUGUUCUUUAUUUAUCAAAAUAAUUCAGAGUUGUGGAAGGGCCAAUGUGAGUAGAUUGCCCCGACCCAACAGAUUGGGGGCUUGUCUCAAGAGCUAGAUAUAGUAACAUAUGCUGUUUUGUUACUUUUCCGAUCCGAAAUGCGUAUUGUUUGGAGUUUGCCUUCUGUCCCAUUCAUGGGUUUUCGUGUGGUUUUCGCACACAUUUAAUGACUGUGGAAUGUCUGUGCUGUAGUCAUGGUAGCUAGUGUAGCGUCCAUAAUAGGGUUAAGCCUACACAGUUUGAUUUUGUUUUGUACUUGCUCGGGUCUUGUCUGGGGUAUAUGCCCCUUAGAUGUAGUCUCAUUGGUAUGAAAUUCACUGCACAUCUGCUGCGGUUGUCUGGUAUUCUGGUCCUGGUUUGGCUUGUUCUUGCAUGGCAGUCGUUGAAGGAGUUAGUCGGAUUGACUUUUUACUUUUCCUCGGCUUCAUUUCUACUUCUAGGGUAAUGGCCUAGAUUAGUUGUUUGCAUGCAAUCUAGUUUGCUACACAUCUGAUGUAGUGUGGGACUGUGGGUACUGGACUUUCUGGAAAUUAUUCCAUUUUCACGUGUGUUUGUGUGCUAUUUAGACUAGAUCUAUAGUCUACGUGUAAGUGUAAGACUAAGAGUUGAUGAAAUCUAACCAAAAAAAAAAUUUACUGGAGUUGUGGAGGUGGAGUCUCAAUAUAACCCUCUGCUGCAUGGCUACAUGUAUAUCAAUUUCACAGAAUUGGUGAUAGUUUGAUGCUUAAUCAAUUUUGUUUUGCUUAGUCGGUUGGUCAAUUUUUGUUGUUUCAUCUGUUGUUGGACUAUACUCUGUACGUGUUGAUUCACAUUCAACAUUUUUCUUGGAUUUUCCUUCCAGUCGUCAGGACAAUUGACCUACUUUGUGAGACUUGUGUAACUUGCACAGACUAGAUCUAUACAAUGGCUGACUUUGAUAUUGAAAAGUUUUUGAGUCAGGACUUGACCAUUGGCCGGUUACGUCAGCUACGAAAGGUUGAUUUAACAGCUGUAGGAACAAAGCUAUCGGUAAAUCUAACUGGUCACAAAAGCAAGGCAGAAAUAAUUGAUGCAAUUUCAGCCCAUGCAGGACUGAUCGCUGCGACGGCCGCGGCCCGAGAAGAUGCGCAUACAAAUAAUGAUAGUGGUGGUACUAAUAACCAAGGUAAAGCUACCAGUGAUGAGGUUGACCUUGAUUUAGCUAAGAUUGAGCUAGAGGAGAGAAGAGAUAGAAUAAAGGCUGCUGAGCAUGAGAGAGAAAUGGAACGAAAGAGGUUGGAAUUUGAAAUGAUGCGUCAUCAUGAAAUGACUUCUCAUGGUAGUCAGUCUGGUGAGAGAGACAAGAGGUCGAUAGAAGCUGGGUUCUCUGCUAGGGUUAAGCUUGUUCCUAGAUAUGAUGAAAAUGAGUUAGAUUCAUUCUUUCUUAUGUUUGAGAGGGUUGCCAAGAGGAUGGAGUGGCCAGAAGAUGAAUGGGCAUUGCUCAUCCAACAAGUAAUUUCUGGUAAAGCUCAGUCGGUUGUGUCUGCACUGAGUUAUGAGCAGGCAUUUGAUUAUUGGACAAUGAAGGAUGCUAUUCUUCAAUCAUUUGAGUUGAUUCCAGAAGCCUACCGUCAGAGGUUUCGCAAUCUCAGGAGAGAAACUGGAGAGACUUGUGUAGAGUUUGCUUGGAAAAAAGAAGUUUCCUUCGAUCAGUGGAUCAGAUCUUUGAAAAUAGAUGCCACAUAUGAUUCUCUUAGAGAGGUUAUGCUCAUUGAUGAGCUUAAAAGAUGUAUGUCUCAAGAGGUUAGGACAUAUGUCAAUGAUAAUGUAGUUAGUGAUGUGAGAAAGGCUGCCAUGUUGGCAGAUGGAUACGAAUUGACACAUAAAGGGAGUAGUUCACCACUUACUAGGCGUAGGACUCAAUCUAGGUCACCUACGACUCAGAGGAAGUCGGGUAACACCGGCACUAAUCAGAGUAGUGGUUUUGGAACUGAAGGCAGACUUCUCUGUGCCUACUGUAAGAAAGAGGGCCACCUUAAGACACAAUGUCCAAGACUAAAAGUAAAAGGAAAAAAUCUUGAACAAGAAAUUACACAGCCUAGUGGCUUUGUGCGCAUAGCAGCAGUCGACAUGCAAAAACAUGUAAUGAACGAUCACAAUGAAAUAAAAAGAAGUGAUCAAGUAAGAGAUGUUGGACAUGAUGAGGAGAUUGAUGAAGGAUUUCUAGAUUUUGUUUCUUAUGGCACGGUUAGGUUCAGUGUUGAUAAUAAGGAGUGUCCUAUUACAAUAUUAAGGGACACUGGUUCUAUGAAAACGUUGCUUAUUGCUGAUGAGUCGUCCUUGGACACAAAGAAUUUCACUGGCAAGAAAGUUUUGGUUCAGGAUGUGAAUGAUGGUUUGAAACCGGUUCCAUUAUAUACUAUCGAGCUUAGCAGUGGAUUCGUUUCUGGACCAGUGACUGUUGGCAUUGUUACUAAGUUGCCAAUGAGGGGAAUUUCGAUGUUGCUUGGCAAUGAUUUAGCCGGAAGUAAAGUGUCGCCAUCGCCAGUUGUGUGCAACACUCCUGUGGGGAAUUUUGAGGCAGGGAAAUUGGAAAGUGAAGUUCCUGGUUUUUCCCCUUCGUGUGUAGUUACUGGAGCCCAGGCUAUGAAAAAGAAAGAAGAUGACAAGGAUGGUGACGUCAAUUUGGGUGACACUUUUUCCAGAACGUUGGAGGAGGGCCAAGAUGACCAGAGUCAUGCUACGACUAUCUUCAGUCAGCCUGCCUUGAUUGAGGCUCAGAAAGCAGCAGAGGACUUGAAGAUGUUGUGUGAUGUUGCUCUACCAGCAGGAGAAGCUGAAAAAGUGUUGCAGUGUUAUUCCACAAAAUGUGGUGUGCUGAUGUCAAAACCAGUGCUGGACGCUCCAAACUUCCAGAAGCCUUUUCAGCUUGCCGCUGACGCCAGUGAUGUAGGAGUUGAUGCUGUUCUCCUACAGAUGGAUGACAUGGGUCUCCUGGAACCCAUUAGCUACUUUUCCAAGAAGCUCAACCCCCACCAGCGAAGAUGUUCUACUAUAGAGGAGUGCCUUGGUCUCGUCUUGCCAGUUCAGCGCUUCAACGGGUACCUGAGCAACUCUUCAGAGGUGACUGUAUUCACAGAUCAUAAUCCAUUGACUCUUCUUGAGCGCUUCAGAAAUGAAAACCAGAGACUGUGUCAGCGGAGCAUGAUCUCCAGCCUUAUGGACUGAAAGUGACUCAUAUCAAACGAAAAGGACAAUAUAAUCGCAGCCACACUUUCUAGAGCUUAAGCAAGCCUACUGAACAUUCGACACAUUGUGAAGAAACUAGAACUUUAAUAUUUUGUCUUUAUUCGUCACAAGGAAGCUACACAAUAUUUAUUGCUUUGUAUUUGUACAUGUACUUACAUGCUGUGAACUGAUGGAUCAGACAGUUCAAUAAUUUUGAACAGUGAUAUAAAUGAUCAUGUAUGAACAUUUCACCUAUUUACAGGGAGACGUCAGUAUGGACAGUGGACUAUAUUUUGUGCAAAAUGUGCACUAUUUGUCAUUGUUUUCUUACCUGUGCCUACAUGAAUAAUAAUUUCAUGUCUUUUCUUGAUUCUGUUUGUACGUUAUUCAGAAUAGUUUUCUUUUGAUCAAAAGAGAACAGUUAUUGUUUAUACGCAGCACUGUUAGCUAUGCUAUGCAAAGCUUGAUGCAUUUUCCAUUUUAUACAACAACAAAAUAAUUAUGAUAAUAAUUUGCAUAAAAGGCAACUGUUAUCAAAAUUACAGGUGUAAAACCAAUUGAAAACAUAACAAAAGUGUAGCAUCACAACUUGCGUAAUGUUGUUUCACAGAUUUCAAAGAUUAUUGACUGCCAGUAUUGCAUAUGUAUGUGUUUGUGAUUUAACUUGAUAAGUCUUGCUUAUUUGUUUGUAUCUAAACAAGUUUCAGUUUAUAGCUUGCAGCAGUAACUCAACAGAUUAUGUUACUCAUGUAAUAUGUACACAAAAUAUGUACAUGUAUGUACCCUUAUUCUUGCAUUUACUGUCAGAAAUAUUUCAAACCGAGCUGUGCACAGUUAUGUGGAUCAUUAUAACAUAUUGCUUUUGUUGACCGACAUAUUUAAUGAGACUCUGUAUGCAUUCCGACAUAGUAAUGAGGUGUUGUCAUAGCAACGCGUCAUGUGACUAGGUUGUGCGCGUUCAUUAUAUGAAUAUGCAAUCACCUGUUAUUGUAGUUGUGCGCAUUUAGGAUAUCGGCGCCUGUGCUGAAUAUUCAGUGUUUCAUUUAUCGCGCGUGCUUAUUACGCUCAUAUAUUCAUGUAUUCAUAUAUUCAUUAUGUAUGAUGUGUAGAGACGUGUUUCGACCACCACAGUUUGUGGUUCUUUACAAAAAACAGGCAUUGUGUCUGAUUAAUGUCAUGGUACUUACUUCCAGGAUUUAGGAAGAGAACAUACAUGUAUAAUGUUAUCUAUCGAAGUUGUUUUCAUUAUUCUGCAGUUUGUGUUUUGUUAUUGAAUGUUGAAAUGAAAGGACUAAUCGGUCUGUCUUUGAUAUUAGAAAAAAUGAUGUUCAUAUGCCAGCUUGUUAUACCUUUUGUGUGGUUAAUUUCUCGCCUUUACAUCUUACAUUGUUCUGAAGAAAGUUCUAACUACUGAUAGAAACUUUCUUUUAUGGGGGGAGAUAUGUUACGAAUAUGCAAAUGAGAUGGUGAUAAAAUAUGCUAAUUCCAAGAUGUGGCUCGAGUUGAGAGCAAUAAACGGAUCAAAGGUAACCAAAUCAUCUUGAUUGUUCUUUAUUUAUCAAAAUAAUUCAGAGUUGUGGAAGGGCCAAUGUGAGUAGAUUGCCCCGACCCAACAAU
Strongylocentrotus purpuratus (purple sea urchin) is the source of this 4934-nucleotide messenger RNA. RefSeq lists its product as uncharacterized. The transcript has 2 exons. NCBI's taxonomy places the organism in Eukaryota, Metazoa, Echinodermata, Echinoidea, Camarodonta, Strongylocentrotidae. Gene Ontology annotation, molecular function: nucleic acid binding; zinc ion binding. The record is from RefSeq and is a predicted model, not a curated record. Bases 1035 to 3317 code for a protein of 760 amino acids.